GAGCUUGUUGCGUCACGUUUGUGAAGAGCUGCCUCUCUUCUGGACAGCUGCAGUCUGAUUUUUGAAAGCUGCUACUGCAGAGACCACACAGUUGCAUUGCUCAUAUUUCUUUCCUGCAGUACUUUGUACAGCUUAUUCACUUCUGACGUAAUGAGAGCCAAGACGGAAGACAACAAAACUGUCCAUCAUCCAAAAGACUGAACAGACCAAGUAACUCACUGAUGGGUGCCAAAUGCCAUCCCGAUUAUGUUACAGCUUCCCUGUAACUCUUAACUCUUCCAAGUUUUCAUGAACUGUAUUAUGAAUGGUAUCAUUAACAGAUCUUCCCUGCAAACACACCUGUCUUUCAUUGUGUCCAGAAGGGCAAUGAAGCUGGUGAGGGGUCUGGAGAACAAGUCUUACGAGGAGCGGCUGAGGGAGCUGGGAUUGUUCAGCCUGGAGGAGGCUCAGGGGUGACCUUAUCACACUCUACAGCUACCUUAAAGGAGGCUGUAGCGAAGUGGGGGUUGGUCUAUUCUCCCACGUGCCUGGUGACAGGACAAGGGGGAAUGGGCUAAAGCUGUGCCAGGGGAGGUUUAGGUUGGAUAUUAGGAAGAACUUCCUUAUGGAAAGGGUUGUUAGGCAUUGGAAUAGGCUGCCCAGGGAAGUGGUUGAGUCACCAUCCCUGUGGAGGUCUUUAAAAGACGUUUAGAUGUAGAGCUUAGUGAUAUGGUUUAGUGGAGGACUUGUUAGUGUUAGGUCAGAGGUUGGACUAGGUGAUCUUGGAGGUCUCUUCCAACCUAGAUGAUUCUGUGAUUCUGUGUCUCAGCACCCUCCUCUUCAUCUAGGAGACCUGUAUGUUCUGUUAAAGCAGAAAAAUACAGGGAGGGAUAAAUGUUCAGUUAUUUGUGGAAAAGCUCUCUCAGUCCCUCAUCGGUGAGGUGCUGCUGUACCUACCCCAUCUUUACCAGCCUGCUGCCACUCCCGCCCCGCCCCGAGGCGCGGCCGCCAUUUUCUGGGCCGGCCCCCCGUGAUGGCUCCUCCCGCCGCAGAGCCCUCAGCGCCCGGGGUUUGGUGCACGUCUCGCCUUCUAAUUGGACAACGCGCUUGAAGAGACAGCAUCACCGCCCAAUCGCAUUCCAGAGAUGGCGUGUGGGGGCGGGACUUCUCGGCGUGAGGAGGCGGUGCCGGGCGGGCAGCGGCGCAGAGCAGGCCGUUACUAUGGCUGCCGCCGCCACCGCCUCGCCGUCAGACAAGGAGAGAUUUAUCUGCAUUUAUCCAGCAUAUUUAAACAACAAGAAGACAAUAGCAGAAGGAAGAAGGAUACCUAUAGACAAAGCUGUUGAAAAUCCCACAUCCACAGAAAUCCAAGAUGUGUGUGCAGCAGUUGGAUUCAAUGUGCUAUUAGAGAAAAAUAAGAUGUAUCCCAGAGAGUGGAACCGCGAUGUGCAGUACAGGGGUAGAGUACGAAUUCAGCUCAAACAAGAUGAUGGCAACCCAUGUUUACCUCAGUUUCCAACACGUAAAUCAGUGAUGCUAUAUGCAGCAGAAACCAUUCCCAAACUGAAAACGAGAACCCAGAAGAUGGGAGGUAGCGAUCAAAGUCUUCAGCAAGGAGAGGGAGGCAAGAAAGGUAAAGGGAAGAAAAAGAAAUGAUCCCACAUCUGCAGUAAUUGUAAUAUCAUAUAGUUGUGGUUAUGACAGACAUGGAUGUACACGUUACCCUACUGCAACUUUGAAGUGAAAGAUACAGGAAAGAAAGAAACAGGUCAAGCCAAAUUGAACUGCUGGCUUAUUUUGGAACUGGAAUGCAUGUACCUGCUUUGCAUCUGUAACAAUAAAUCUAUCUUCACACACAACCUGCGAGUCUGAAGCUAGCUUCCAGUUUUAAAAGUGGAGCAACAUAAGCAAGUCAUGUGGAGGGGGGAAAUAUUUUUUCCAAAAGAAAUGUGCAGCUUUUUAAAAAAAAAAAUUGUAAAAUCUUAUGCAGACUAGAUAGGCAAAUGUUUUUUCAGUUUGGUUAGCCAUUUAUCUUUGCUAGUCUUGUUUCUGGAAGGUCUGUAUCACCAGCUACAAAAUGUAUGUCAGUGACAUUAUGACUUUGUAAACCUCCUUGCUAAUCAUCUUUCACAAUUGUCAGUAUACUAAUAAAGGUGGCACAUGAAUUUUGAAAA
Messenger RNA from Cygnus olor (mute swan), 2153 nucleotides. It is a transcript of the gene SRP19, whose product is annotated as signal recognition particle 19. Bases 874 to 1635 code for a protein of 253 amino acids. Gene Ontology annotation, cellular component: signal recognition particle, endoplasmic reticulum targeting. Gene Ontology annotation, molecular function: 7S RNA binding. The transcript has 5 exons. Gene Ontology annotation, biological process: SRP-dependent cotranslational protein targeting to membrane; SRP-dependent cotranslational protein targeting to membrane, signal sequence recognition. Lineage: Eukaryota; Metazoa; Chordata; Aves; Anseriformes; Anatidae. The record is from RefSeq and is a predicted model, not a curated record.